AUGGCACUUGCGCCCGUACCUCUGGCUCAGGCUGAUGAGCACCAAUACUGGACUGAUCCCAUUUUUUGCGAGGAAACUCGAACCAGACUGGAACAUUUUCGUGGUCUUGGAUGGCUACCCCCAAAUUUCAAGCCCAAGACUUUGAAAGGCAUUGCCGUCAUCGAACGCUACUGGCGAAAGUAUUGCAUUCAGUUGAAUGCGGACUACGUGGACUACCUUCUUUUGGAGGACCAAGCGAUCUACAUGAACUUUUUUGACUGGAUGUUCAAAACAUCACGAGAGAAAUUGUUGCAAUCAUAUGACAAGUUCUGGCGCCGCCUUUGUCAGUACUUUGAGUUGUUCGCCCGUCGCCGCGUGAAUGACGACGUCCAUAAACAGAUGCAACGAUUUCUCACAGGUGUAUUCCCAGCCGAGCGCAGAAUCCCCCAACGCAUGAAGGACAAGAACACUCUAGAUGUGGAUGUCUUCUGUGUGAUCUACUGGCAUCACUGGGUCCAUUCAAGAUUUUUUCGUCAUGGAAGUAUGAUCGUCCAAUUUGCUACAGUCCAGCUCUGGUCCGCCAUUACUGGGACUCGACCCGGUGUCUUGCUUCCACAGAACACCUCUCUACCUGACAACUUGUCCCUGGGCAAACACAAACGGGACCACACUUUCCAAAGCGAUCUUCCCAAGUACAUUUCAUUGAAAGACCUUCCAGACUCGGUCUGCUAUCGCGAUAUUGAACUUUUCUACCUGAAAGACCCUCAAAGCAAACGUGACGUUCUGUGUGCCAUCAUAGAGUUUCGCAAUCUCAAAGGCCGACCGGAAGGUGCUGACGGAACCAAAUUUUUCAUGCACGGCGAUUACCAACUGGCAUAUUGCCCGAUCGCUCAAAUCAUUUCGCUCGCUUUCCGCGAUGGGGCUUUUGUCAAUACUGAGCUCACACCAGAACUCAUUUGGCGACUGCGAGUUCCAAAACAUAGUUCGUCCCUUCCCCUCCGCUGGAAGCCUGAGGUUCUCAACACGCCCAUCCUUCGGCGGUUUGAGCGCACUCCAUACGGCUUUGAACUUCAUGGGUCUUUGUCGAUGACUUAUGAAUCAAGUCGGCAAGCGCUCAGAGAGUUGGGUCGAGAUGCUAGAUUCGAAGACGAUAUUGGACAUUACAACUUCCGCCGCUGGACUGCAAAUGAAGUCAAUCGGAAUUUCACUAGCCAGGAGCGGCAAAGGGUGCUUGGCCAGUCUGGUGAUGCAGUUUUUGAAAAGCACUACCAAUCGCAAUUCAUUGGACGUGAUCUCCAGCAUGUCGUUCUUCUUCGACCGCCUCAGGAAGGUCUAUUACGCGCCGCUGGAAAUAUGCUCAGGAAAAGGGAUCCAUUAGCACCGUCCGAUCUUACCGAUGCGCAUAAGCGUGCUAUUUGCCAACACCCAGAAAUUCUGCAGCUUAGACGAGAGAAGAGAGAACUCAUGGCGGAGAUGCGAUCCCUGGCCGGCACUGUUAAGAAUGCCCGAGAGCCCUUCCCACGCCUCUAUCAAAGGCAUGAAAAUGUCAAAAAAGAAAUAGCCAGACUUCGAAAAAAGUUUGCAAGUGACACACGAGAGACGGCUAGAAAGGACCAUUUUCAAAAUGCACCUGUACUUGAAGUUGACAGACAGAUCAAGCAACUUCUCAGCGAAUCUGAUGUUGAGAGGUCUGAUGAUGAAAAUUCUGCUGAUGGAAACUGGGAACUACCUCCUCCAGAGUAUGCAUUUGCUGAACGGGCACAUCUUGUGGAAAACUUCUACGGGCCCGAUGCAGAGAACUUUGAUGAGGACAAGCUACUUGCUCGACGCAUCCAGGUUACCAAGGACAUGGUUGCGCUUUUGCGGCUCUGCGAACCGAGCAGACGAGGCAACCGAGUCAGUUGGACUAUCAACGAUGAGGAUGAUCUGCUUGAUCAGCUGGAGGAACGCUCGUCUCCCGAAGAGGAUACUAUGAAAUGUCCAACAGAUAUCUGCAUCAUCUGCUAUGGUCUAUCUCGUCUUUCAGCAUCGAAUCCCCCUCUGCAUAAAUUCCCUCCCAAGCGACAGGAUUCUCUUCGUCGCCGCCUAAUUGACUUUCACCUGGUCCAUGCGCGCGACGGGAUCAGCUGCAAUUGGGAAUCCUGCCGCAAUGUUCCUAGAUUCACCAAAAUCACUGAAUUUCUGGCCCACGCUGCCACUGUGCACUCAUAUGAUGUCAAUAUCAAAUUGUAUCAUCUCCCACAGGUAUCACAACUUAAUUGCAGCGACAUUUCAUCCAGAGAAGUGUCUUUGGAAGCAGGGAGGCAAGGCACUGAAACUCCCGCCUCCUCCAUUGAUUUUGAGAUGGCAAAUAUUGACCCACGUCUGUUGGAGCCUUGCCCUGUCACGACCAGGAUCAUAUCUUCUUUAAGUACAUCCUCCACAAGGCGUAUUUCACGUCGUUGGUGGUGGGUCUUGGAUAUUUCUCAUCCAUGA
Messenger RNA from Aspergillus glaucus CBS 516.65, 2454 nucleotides. RefSeq lists its product as uncharacterized. NCBI's taxonomy places the organism in Eukaryota, Fungi, Ascomycota, Eurotiomycetes, Eurotiales, Aspergillaceae. The record is from RefSeq and is a predicted model, not a curated record. The transcript has 5 exons. Bases 1 to 2454 code for a protein of 817 amino acids.